Molecule: messenger RNA, 1282 nt
Organism: Gordionus sp. m RMFG-2023
Lineage: Eukaryota; Metazoa; Nematomorpha; Gordioida; Chordodea; Parachordodidae
Product: WD repeat domain-containing protein 83-like
Exons: 7
Coding region: 65-1027 (320 amino acids)
Biological process (GO): mRNA splicing, via spliceosome
Cellular component (GO): catalytic step 2 spliceosome
Molecular function (GO): protein binding
Source: RefSeq, a predicted model, not a curated record
AUUACAACACCAUAGAAUUUUUCAACAAUUAUAUUUUUUAAAUUGGCAUAUACUUUGAAAAAUAAUGACUGCCCCUGAUAAAUUGUUUACAUCUAUCGAGUGUCAACAAGGAUUAGUUAGAGCUGUUAGAUAUAGUGCUGAUGGUAAUUAUUGUUUAACUUCUGGUAGUGAUAAAACUAUUGCAUUAUGGAAUCCUUACAAGAAUUUAAAAAUUAAAACUUAUGAAGGCCAGGGUUUUGAAUCACUAGAUGUUCGAGCGUCUCAAGAUAAUAGUAAAUUUGCGUGCUGUGGAAUGGAUAAAAACGUUAGAUGUAUUGAUGUAGCAACAGGAAAAGUGUUAAGAAAAUUUAGAGGGCAUGCAGGGAGAGUAAACUGUGUUACAUUUAAUGAUGAUUCUUCUGUUUUACUAUCUGGUUCAAUUGAUUCUUCUGUCAGAAUAUGGGAUAUUAAGAGCUAUAAUAAAUCUGAGAUCCAAAUACUCAAAGAGGCCCGCGAUAGCGUAACGGCCAUAAAAGUGAGCCGUUACGAAAUUUUUACCGCCUCCGCUGACGGUUGUCUACGUCGUUACGAUAUAAGGAACGGUCGGGUAGAAACCGAUUCCUUAAGCGUUCAAGGUAUUUCCAGCAUCGACCACACCAACAAAACGGACGUAAAGGGCGAAAAUUUCAAGUGCGUUUUGGUGUCCGUCCUGGAAGGAAAACAUUUCUUGAUAGAUACGACCGACGGAAAAUUGUUGGCGGAGUACUUUACCCACGGAAAGGAAGAUUCUAAAGCAGUUCCUAAGGGCUCUCAAUUUCAGAUAGAUAAUUGUUUGAGCUUCGACGAUGAAUUAGCUUUUUCGGGCAGCCAAGAAGGCUACGUUUAUUGCUGGGAUCUUUUGGAAUCGACACUGAAAGCUAAACUGGAUCACGGGGCAACAGAUAAUUUUAAGGCAAAUAAGGUCGUAGCCUCCCUUUCGGCUCAUCCCACCAAAAACCAUUUACUGACAGCUUCGAGCAAUUCUAUCUAUCUAUGGACUACGGAAUAAUAAUUAUUGUUUUUGUAUUUAAGAUUUCAGAAUUAGCGACGAUUAAAGUUCAUGUAAAAUUUACUACUUUGAAGGAAAAUUUCGGAAAAUCCACCUUUUUUUUAAAAAAAAACUAUCUGAAUUGAAUCAUUAAAAUGUAAUUUUAUAUUAUGUAUUUAUAGACUCGGCUUAAUUCUAUCUAAUGUCGUUAAACGGCAACUCAGUAUUUUAGCCAGAAAAAUAUUGCCUAACCCUCAAGAUUUUGUUAAUAGAUGU